UUGAGUCAAUCUUGUCUAUCUUCUUCUACCCUCCAAUAUCUGCUCUACUAUUCCAAGACUCCACUGGACUGAAGAGUACUGACCUUCUAAUCUAAUCUAAACAAGCCCUCUCCUCCCAUUUACCCCGCCUUUUUUAUGGAAGCCCUCAAAUCAUCCUUCAUCUUCCCAACCCCUCCUUAUCCAAAUCCCUUCCAAAAAACAAGCACCACCACCACCACCACCGUCUUCUACUGCUCAAACGAGUGGUCUCUCAGCGACGGAAACCCCAACAAACCAAAAGACGACAAGGCCCGUCGCAUAAAUAAACAAGAGGCCCAACACCUAACCCAGUUGAGGAGGAGGCAUAGUAGUAGUAACCAAAACCCCAACAAGAAAUGGAUAAAGAGGACUCCUGAGCAGAUGCUUCGUUACAUACAGGAUGAUAGGAAUGGACAUUUGUACGGUAAACAUGUCGUCGCUGCCAUUCAGAGGGUUCGCAGUCUUAGCGGGAAGCCGUACGAUAUGAGGCAAGUCAUGGCCUCUUUUGUUGCUAAGCUUACCUUCAAAGAGAUGUGUAUUGUUUUAAAGGAGCAGAAGGGCUGGAGACAAGUUAGGGAUUUUUUUGCUUGGAUGAAAUUGCAGUUGAGCUACCGGCCAAGUGUUAUUGUAUAUACAAUCAUUGUGCGCAUAUACGGCCGAGUUGGCAAAAUAAAGCUUGCUGAACAGGCCUUCUUGGAGAUGCUUGAAACCAGAUGUGAACCGGAUGAGGUUGCUUGUGGUACCAUGCUGUGUGCUUAUGCCAGAUGGGGACACCACAGGGCUAUGUUAGCAUUUUAUUCUGCUGUACAAGAGAGGGGUAUCAUGCUUCCUAUUUCGGUUUUCAAUUUUAUGCUCUCAUCUUUGCAAAAGAAAUCACUCCAUGGGAAUGUUACUGAGUUGUGGAAGCAAAUGGUUAAUACAGGGGUUGCGCCUAACCAUUUUACUUAUACUGUUGUCAUUAGCUCAUUAGUGAAAGGUGGUCUCUCUGAAGAAGCUUUUAAGACGUUUAAUGAGAUGAAGAAUUUGGGUUUUGUUCCCGAGGAGGUAACUUAUAGCCUGCUUAUCAGUUUAAGCUGCAAAAAUGGUAACCGGGAUGAAGCACUCAGACUUUAUGAAGACAUGAGAGUGGUAGGAAUAGUUGCGAGUAAUUAUACAUGUGCUUCUCUUCUAACCAUACAUUACAAAAGUGGUGAUUAUUCUAAAGCUGUUUCCCUGUUUGCGGACAUGGAGAGAAACAAAAUUGCUGCAGAUGAAGUCAUACAUGGCUUACUUAUUAGGAUCUAUGGCAAACUUGGUCUUUACGAAGAUGCCAGGAGAACUUUUGAAGAGAUUGGGAAGUUGGGCCUACUUAGCAGUGAGAAAUCAUAUAUAGCAAUGGCUCAAGUCCAUCUCAAAUCAGGAGAUCUUGAGAAAGCUUUGAGUACUAUGGAACAAAUGAGGUCUAGAAACAUUGGGUUUUCAAGAUUUGCUUUUAUUGUGUUGUUGCAAUGUUAUAUAAUGAAGGAGGAUUUGGCGUCUUGUGAAGUUACAUACGAAGCUCUAUCAAAGACUGGACCUCCUGACACUAUUUCUUGCAAUAACAUGAUCAACUUGUACAUGAGAUGGGGCUUAACUGAGAAGGCCAAGGAUUUUGUUAUGCAGAUUAGGAGAGACGGUGUAGAAUUUGACGAGGAGCUUCUCAGUAAUGUCAUGAAGAUAUAUUGUGUGGAAGGGAUGCUAGGAGCUGUAGAGCAGUUGAUAGAAGAGAUGAGGCAUAAUGAACUAUUUAACAGUAAGUUUGUGCAAACAUUUCUUUUGGCCAUGCAUGGAGAAUCAAGGAGACCUAGCGAAGCAAAAGACAACUUGGAGCACUUGGACCAACACGGAUCUCUAGCUUUUGAGCUGUUGUUUAUUCUGUAUUUGGCGUGUGAUAAUUCCCUUAAGACAGAAGAAACACUGAAAUUGGUACUCAAGACAACCAAUAAUGGCUUGUCUGUAGCCAGUCAGCUUGUGAAUAAAUUGAUCAAAGAAGGUGACAUAAUGAAAGCAGAAAGUCUUUACAAGCUACUGAUUGAGCAAGGGUGUAUUCCAGAGCAUGUCGCAAGUACAUCUUUGAUCAGUUUCUAUGGAAAACAACGAAAGCCAAAACAAGCCCGAGAAGUGUUUGAAAUGGCAGCUGAUUCCCCUGCAAAUGCAAAACUGUUAUGUAAUUCAAUGAUUGACGCAUAUGUUAAAGGUGGUCAAUUAGAAGCUGCAUACCUUUUUUACAAGGAAGUAUCUAAGGGGGGGCAUGAUUUGGGCGCUGUUGCUAUCAGCAAGAUUGUCAAUGCCUUAAUUAAUGGCGGAAAAUAUCGAGAGGCGGAGAAUGUCGUUCAGUGUAGCUUUCGGGAUAACUUGGUUCUUGAUACUGUGGCUUACAACACAUUCAUCAAAGCAAUGCUACAAGCAGGUAAAUUGCAUGAAGCUGCCAGCAUUUAUGAGCGCAUGCUUUCUUUGGGAGUCACUCCAUCACUUAAAACAUAUAGCAUUAUGAUCAGUGUGCAUGGACGACGCCGAAAUCUGGAUAAGGCUGUUGAGAUGUUCAACAUGGCUCGAAGCAUGGGGGUGCCCUUGGAUGAGAGGGCAUAUAGCAAUCUCAUAUCCUGCUAUGGGAAGGCUGGUAAAGUUCAUGAAGCAUCCCUUUUGUUUAGCGAAAUGCAGGGAGAAGGAAUAAAACCUGGAAAGGUCAGCUAUAGUACUAUGAUGAAUAUAUAUGCUACUGCAGGACUUUAUGGUAAAACAGAGGAGGUAUUCCAAGCUAUGCAGAAAGAUGGUUGCCUACCCGACUCAUUGACCUACCUUGAUCUAGUUCAAGCCUUUACCAAGGGACUGAAAUACGCUGAGGCAGAGCAAGCCAUAAUUUCGAUGCAGCAAAGAGGAAUUCCCCCUUCCUGUGCUCAUUUUAAACUUGUACUCUCUGCUUUUACAAAAGCUGGUUUGAUGAUUGAAGCUAAAAGGGUUUAUGGAGAGCUCAUAACAGCUGGUUUAAGACCUGAUCUCACAUGUUGCCGGACCAUGCUGAGAGGUUACAUGGACUAUGGGCAUGUGGAAGAAGGCAUCUCCCUCCUUGAAAGCUUAAGAGGUUCAAUGGGACCGGACAGGUUUAUGAUGAGUGCAGCUGUUCAUUUGUACAAGUCAGCAGGCAUGGAACUCAGAGCUGAAGAAAUUUUGAACUCCAUGAACAGUAUGGGGAUUCCAUUCCUGAAAAACCUGGAGGUUGAAUUAAAGAUGAAGGCUCCCUGAGCAUCAGAAGUAUUUUAGCAAUGCUCCACUACAUUAUUACUAUGUGGAGAAACUAAAGGAUAGUGAUAUACGAGGAAAGCUGAAGACUAAAGAUGAACAAGCACCACGUAUUUGUGUACCAUACUACCACUGGUGUUUUGGUAAUUCUACUCUCUGGCCUGUCGUGGGAACAGCUGCUGCUUCUGUUUGAAGAAUGGAAAUUCAUUGGGGGUUCACGUUUGAUGAUCCCAGCGGAAGUCAGAACCAAGUUGGGAUGGUUUUGAGGAUAUGGACAAAUAUAGGUUCUAUGCCGAGUUCCUUAAGAUAUAAGUUCAUUCUGUAACCUUAUGAUAUUUGAUCUGAAGGCCUCUCCAAUUUUUCAUUACACAUGGGCCAUUUCCGCUCUGUUGAUUUGACAGCAGGAACUUCAUCUUUCAGAGAAUAUGUGGUAUGACACCAAAGCACAUACGGGUCUACUGGCCCCAUGUGUGUGCUUGUGAAAGCUCAACAAUGCAGAGAUAUCUCGCGCUGGUUUUGAGGUGCAGAACACAGUUGCCGAGACAUUUGUAUCCAAUGCACAUGUACAUGCACAGGUAAAGAUUAUUUCUUGGAAUUCCAUUGUAUGUAGCUAUAGCUACAUGAAUAAGCAUUUCUAUUAGUUUAUUAUGCGUGUCUGGAACCUGUGUGUGGAACAAUUUAUUCCUUGUCAUCGGUGGCAUUCGCUACUACUUGGGACUUCCUUUGAUUUUGAAAUGUACAUGUUUUUUCUUUUUUUGUGCAAA
Messenger RNA from Rhododendron vialii, 4040 nucleotides. Its product is annotated as pentatricopeptide repeat-containing protein At5g27270. Lineage: Eukaryota; Viridiplantae; Streptophyta; Magnoliopsida; Ericales; Ericaceae. The record is from RefSeq and is a predicted model, not a curated record. The transcript has 8 exons. The coding region runs from base 136 to 3279 and encodes 1047 amino acids. Gene Ontology annotation, molecular function: protein binding.